Molecule: messenger RNA, 357 nt
Organism: Mucor velutinosus
Lineage: Eukaryota; Fungi; Mucoromycota; Mucoromycetes; Mucorales; Mucoraceae
Gene: LRA2
Product: L-rhamnono-gamma-lactonase
Exons: 3
Coding region: 1-357 (118 amino acids)
Biological process (GO): mitochondrial electron transport, cytochrome c to oxygen
Cellular component (GO): mitochondrial inner membrane
Molecular function (GO): enzyme regulator activity
Source: RefSeq, a predicted model, not a curated record
AUGGCUUCUCGUAUUCUCAACUCUCAAGUCGCUGCUUCCAUCAAGCGCGCUGGUGUUCGUUUCCAAUCCACCGCUGUUGAUGGUGGCUUCACCGCCGAGCGUGAUGCCAUCAAGCACCAUGCUGCUGAUGCUGCUGGUACCUGGAAGAAGAUCUCCAUCUUUGUCACUAUUCCUUGUCUUGCCGCUGCUAGUUUCAACGCCUACAACCUUUACGAAGCUCACCACGAACAUCAAAAGCACCACCCCAAGGAGUGGGUCAAGUACCCUUAUAUCAACUUCCGUGCUCGUGAUUACUUCUGGGGUAAGGAGUCUCUCUUCUUCAACCCUGAUGUCAAUCUCUCUGCUCAAGAGGAAUAA